UCUUUUGACCAUUUUCAUCAACCAUUUUAGGUCUCUGGGAGAGGUGUUUGUGGAGGGGAGUGGUCAGCAGCUAGAGAGACCUCCCAAAGAUCCACCAGCAAGGUAGAUGAGGAGGGACUGGAGCUUGCGGUGUGUAGGCAUGGUGUUCUGCUGCGUGCUCUCAAUAUGUACAGGGGAGAAAUGUUUGCUUAUCCCCUGUAUUUGCAAGAAAAGCUUGCCAGCAGGCAAAUCACUUUCUUCUGUAUGGAUGUGACCUGCAAGUAUUGGCCCUACCUCCAAAAAGUUGCAAAAAGCUGUCCAGAGCUCCAGCCCCUCCUCAGCAUGAAGCCGUUCCUGUCUGUAUUUCAUGCCAAAGCUCAUGAUUUCAAAUGCGAGGUCAAAUGGAGUGGGGCAUAUCAGGAAGGGGCUGGCCUAACACUAGGCGAGGAGGUUGAGCAGUGCAAUGCCUUCCUCUCUAGGAUUGCAGUGACCACAAAGCACAUGUCAAAAGCUGGACGCACAGACAUGCUGACUCUCUUGGCCAUGCGCUGGAAUCAGCAAAAGUUGGACAAUUUGGUCACCUCACUGUCUCACAGAUAUCACAAGACCAUACAAUCUCUACAAAGCAAGCAACAGAAUGUUGAGUCCAUGAAAGCUCAGUUGGCAGUGACAGAGAGCCAUUUGGAAGACUGGGUCAGUGAUGUCAAAGAGUGGGCAGAAGCAACAACAAACACAAGCACAAAUGAUGUGGAUGCCUUGGCCAGUAGAAUCGAGGUGCUGGGGACCAGUAUAAAGAGACGCUCACAGCGUCUUUAUAAAGAUACUGACGGCAACAAAGGUCGUGCCAGGAUCCGCCGCAAAAUCAGGGAGGAGAAGGGGAUCCUGACCUCUGUUGUGGAGAAAUACAACAAAAUAGUUCCAAGCACAGAAAGUCUUUGCAUGGAAACCAUUGUGUCUGGCGAGACAGCUUGGCCAUGGCAGCUACCACACAGUGGUAUGACACACAAACACAGAACCAGUACCCUCAAAUGAGGAUCUGUUACCCUACAGGACUUUAGACAUUCUUUGACAGAGUACAUAUAACUAACUUCAUGAUAUUGUCUAUGUACAGUGCCUUGAGAUAAUGUAUGUUGUGAAUAAAAUUGAAUUCACUUCAAAUCUUUGUAAAAAGAAAUGCAUUUGAGACUCUGUCGAUCUAAGGACAAAGAGAAAGGCGUUUGACAUCAUCAUGGCAGUAAGGAGACUGGAGGAGGAGAAGAAGAAUAUUCUUGUUCUGGAGAUGGACCACCACUGGAAAUGGCUUUCAACUCGUGCAAAGACCUCGCAAGAGUUGUCCAGUCUACUUUCUAGUGAGACAGUGAAAAGUAUGUCAUUAAAUAACAAAACAAUGACUGGUGAUAAACUAAUAUAGGUUUUAUCUCAUUUUUUUCUAUCUUUAAGAUUGGCCAUGUGGCUUUAGUGAAGAGGGGUUGAAAGGUCUGUAGAGCAUCAUCCUGAGAAAGCAGCAGAACAUCAGAGAGAAGAAGAUGCAAGCUAGAGACUGCUACCUGCGACUUUUGUCUGGAGAGACUGCAGAGAACAUGAGCUUCUUGCACAAGCCGGAUGAUUGUGACAGUGACUCGGACAGUUCUGAUGAUGCACUGUAAUUGUACCCGUUACCGCUGCUCCACUUUCUUGUGCCAGUGGAAUUACAAAUGCUACUGUAGGUUGGUCACGUGAUGCCCUCUGGCCCAAAAAUACUUCUUACCAUUGCAACAAAACAAAUGAGCCAUGGUAGCAUGGUUUCCAGCAGGAGUGUUUUAGAAAAAACGGACAAAAUCUCCUUCAUUUCUAGUACUACUAUAAGUAGUAUUAUUAUUUUUAUAUAGACAGCAGAUAUGAGAGGACAGGGAAGACUGUUUACAAAGUAUCAGGGGAUGCAGCUCAUAUAGGUUAAAUCAAUAAAUAAUAAUAAUAAAUAGAAUAAAAGAUUCUAUAAAAUACACCAUGGCUACUCACUUCCUGCAAAAUUCACCAAGAACAAUCUGUUUGAAGCAAAUAUUCUCUGGUCCAGCCUUAGCUAAAAAUACACAAAGACGGAAUCCAUUGGCACGUUGAACCAUGCGUGGUUCACUAACCAGCCCGUUUGUAACUGGUAUCCUACCGACAAAGUUACCUGCACUUCAUGUGCUUAACAGAGUUUAGCAGUUUAGAUAACAUACUGUCCAGCUGUUGUGACUUAAUGAACCACUGUUACGACCCCAGGGUUGUGACUGCUUCUUCCCUGUGUGUAUGUGUCUGCGUGUGAGAUGGGUUGCAGGUGUGCAUGGCCUAUGUGGGUGAGUCUAGGGUGGAUCCUGGGAGCUGAUUGGUCCUGCACAGGAAGGACUCUGAAUAAGAGGCCUGAUCAUCCCAGCUGCAGCGGACUUCCUCAAAGCACUCACAGCAAGACUGCCAGCAGACAUUUUGUACUUGAUUUUAAUAAACUGGUUAAAAUGCUUUGUUUGACUUGUUGCUGGUGCUUUCUUGGGAGUUGACAAGGGGAGUGUCAUUAUUUGAUGUUGUGAUCAGGUUUUCUCCUAGGCCUGGUCGUAACAACCACAGAUACUUGUUUAUGUUCUCUUUUGAAUGAGUAUAGGGGAACUCAUCCUGUAUAUAAUGUAUAUACAUACAUGGAAACAAGCAUAUACUGUAAUCAUGUACAUUCAAUAUAUAUUUCCUUUGCACCAUUUGGAUUAUUUAUAACUUAAAGAAAUACUUGACUUAUAGAUAUUUGAUCAUAUUGUUGCUAUAUGUAUUUUGAGUUGUACACCAUUAUCUGUAUCAUGUUUUCUUUUGUAUGUAAUUAACAUUGAUCAAAUGAUUACAAGUCCAUUGUACUAACGUGUAUUACUGGAACAUGUUUUUAUAUUUACUUGAUUCAGUUAAAGUUUGAUAGUGAUGUUUGGUAUCAAUUGUCCUUCAUGUAGGUCAUCACUUUCAUUCAAACACAUUUUAAUGUACCUGUAUUUAUUCAAGAGGAAGGACAAUAAACUUCAACUUUUCAAAUA
This is a messenger RNA of Solea senegalensis (Senegalese sole), 3008 nucleotides long. RefSeq lists its product as uncharacterized. The record is from RefSeq and is a predicted model, not a curated record. NCBI's taxonomy places the organism in Eukaryota, Metazoa, Chordata, Actinopteri, Pleuronectiformes, Soleidae. The transcript has 6 exons. The coding region runs from base 166 to 1011 and encodes 281 amino acids.